GUACCGAAUCUUGGCAAGAUGACAACGCUGAAGAAGGACGAGAAGCGAGCUUCGAAGAAGUCGAAAAAGGGAAGCCAGAAAGCCUCCGGUCGCGGCGUGAAACCGGUAAAGGAAGAUCCUGUGAGAAACAGCGAGUUGAAAGAGGAAUCAGAAUCGAAGAACUACCUAGAGGUGCACGAUGUCGACGUUCCGGAAGAGGUGACGGAGACCGGCAAGGGCGGGAAAUUCGAUCGCAAGCACUCGUUUCGUCGUAAAAUUGGCUCGCUGAUAAGAAGCAGCGCGGAGUUACCGGCGGUGAUAAACCGUGGCCUGCAGCCUAUUAGGCGUAGUCUGAGUUUCAGCAAGGAUUUGAACCGAUCGCACGAGCCGAACAAGCCUUACAGAGUGAGGAGUGCUCAAUGGUACAACAGUUUGGUGUCUCUGGCGGAGGACAAGUGUCUGGACGAACCUGAGGUCCUCUCGUCGAGAGACAGCGUGUCCGAACCUCCCAAGGCUCAAGUGACGAGAACGCAGAGUCUUAUCGACACCACUUUUGCCAGAAGUCCAAGACGACGAGUAAACGAGCUCCUCAAUCGAACCGCCCCUUUUGGACGACACAGCGAUCACUAUGACUCUACAAUAGAUUUAAGUAAUCCACCCUGCGAAGCCAGCAGCCUUCCUGCUCUGUCUCACACCGCAAUUUAUGAAACCUACAACCUGGGCCGUGAAUGGGAGCAACAGGUCAGGAACGAAUGGAGGAGCCCGAAAGCCGUUGCUGGAAAUUUGUCUCUGCUGCAUGUUGGACAAUUCCCCGCGAACCAUCACACGGUGCGUUCGAGGUCGUUGACCCAGCUGGACGCUCUGGGCAGCAGCAUGCUGGACACGGGGGAGCACCAUCUGGGGGGUGGUCCCUCGCAACAGCAAUCCCAUCACCUUCACCACCACUAUCAACCUCAACAAUUGCAGCACCACCCCCAAAACGUCGAAAGUAAUCCUCGUUUUCUUGUGCCUACCGCGUCCGUCGAGGCCGGCCACCAGAAUCGCUCCAGGCAUAAACUGUCUCGAUCGCAGGUAUCGAGUAGCGAGUAUUUCAGCGUCAGCUUCGACUUGGCCGACGAUGCGACUACCUUGGAUCGUGACGAGUUUCUGCCAGCUACGAAAGGCACUUACUUGGCGGAGGCGUUGAACACCGUUUGCGAGAGACGAGGUAUCGAUCUGUCACGGAUCGAAGUUUUCGACGGUUUUUCGCCGCCAUUGCCGAUCCUGACAACGGACACCUCGAGCCUUGGUGGCAAACACUUGCGAAUAACAGUGAAGGACAAUGACAAAUCGAACUCGAGGUCGACGAGUCAGAGGGCUAAUCAAAGCUCUUCGCUGAGGAAAACAAGCGGGAGUUAUCGAUGUCGAAGUGGUCGCUUCUUCAGCGUGUCCACGGAAGACUCGAGCGUCGACUCCGAGAUCAGCAGCAGCACCACGCUAACAUCCGGUCGGAGUUCCGCUGGGGCUGCGGGACUCAAGACCAGCAAACAGCGAUGGAGCGGUUUUUUUACCAACACGAAGGGUACCAAGUUGGAUCUCCUGACUGCCCAACUGGACGAAUACAAUAAACACGGUGUACCAAAACUCACGGACAUUCAACUGCCCUAUGAACUUACCCUUAACGAAGAUGCCUUGUAUAACUUAGAGGAUGACUGGCGAGUGAUUGUACACAAUUCAGACCAAUUGUCAGAGAAACAACAGCAGCAACAGACCGCUUUGUGGGAGCUGGCUCAAACGGAAGUAGCUUAUAUCAAGACAUUGAAAGUCGUAACAGACCUCUUCAUGGCGUGUCUGUGUAGCCUGCAGACCUCGAAUAUCCUGAACGAGGUCGACAGGACCAAGCUGUUCAGCAAUAUACCCGAAAUCUACGCCGCUAAUCGCUAUUUUUGGACAGAAUAUGUAUUAGCAAUGGUGAACACUUCGAGGACCACGGGACAGCCACUCGAUCCUGGUCAUCUUCUGCAAGGUUUCGAGACGUUCGAGCAAACGUUCGCACCGUACACGCGAUAUUGUGCCGAACAGAGCAGGUGCCAGCAGUAUUGCAGGGACCGUUUGAACGAUAAUCAGUUGUUCACGGUCUAUCUUGUGUGGUGCGAGACUCAGAAGGACUGCAAUCGAUUGAAACUUCUUGACAUACUGGUGAAACCUAUGCAGAGGUUGACCAAGUACUCGCUGCUCCUAAAGGCGGUUCACAAGAACACCGAGAACGAAGAUCAGCGAACGGAGUUGACGCAUAUGAUCAAAUCUGUGGACGAUUUCGUGGCAUCGGUGAACGCCGCUUUGAGGAGGAACGAAGAGACAGCACGACUAGCCGCUGCUGCCUCUCGCAUCGAGAGCUAUGACGUGGUGGAGUCCAGAGACGAAGAACUGGAGAAAUUGAUUAAAACACACAGCACGUUCGACAUCACCACCGCACCGAUUCCCGGUUGCCCGAAGGACACGUUGAGAGUGCUUCUUCGUGAAGGAGACUUGAAACUGAGAGACGCUGCUAGCAGUAAGAUGGAAGUGCAUGUGCUGUUGUUGACGGACAUGCUAUUGAUCUGCAAGCCGUCGACCAAGAAAACCUCGUCUAGUGGGCUAAGUGGAACGGCCGGUGGCUGUUUAAAGAUCAUAAGACAACCAUACGUGAUCGAUCGCAUCCGGAUAUACGAGUUAAAAGAACCAACCAGCUUAGGAUUGGUUUACUUGAACGAAUAUGGAGCAGCAUCGGCUGCUCUGGUUCUCAGUGCCGGAGAAUCAAAACUGGCCAAGUCUUGGAUGGAAUCCAUAAGAAAGGCUCAACAACAAUUCGCGUUAAUGAAAGUACCACCGCUCGGAGGUACUAUAAGUUUGGGAACGGUCAGUCGACAGCCCAGCACUUUCCUCGGAGACGUUGAUUUUGAAGGCGAAGAGUGCGAGGGUAUUCUGAAAACACCUCGGGGAAGCAGCAGAGCGUCCAGAGUAAGCAGUCUUGCCCACAGUCACAGUGGAAGCAUAGAAAUGGAGGGUGUGUCCCCGGGUAGCAGUAACUUCUUACCCAGCUACAAUCCGAGCAGGAACGUCAGCGUUGAAACUAGCGAACCACCGCGAGCCUCCAGUGUGUCGUCCGAGGAAGGAGGUGAGAGUUCCGGACACAAUCACAGACCCUUGCAAAUAAGACGAUAUCUGCUGAGUAAGUCACCGACGCCCAACACGCUGAGCGUUCAAGUGCCAGCCUACUCUAGUUUGGGCCAAUCGCUGCCAAACUUGACCCUAGCCACCUCGCCACAAACAUCGACCGUGUCUCCGACACCGCCAAACUCACUUCUUAUCGUACCCCAAAUAACAAAGAGCAAGGACACUUUGCUUUCACCAGGGCACCGAGGUAUCUCGUAUCCACCACCGUCGCCUCCGAGAGGUGCUCUCCGAAGAGCAUUCGCGAUUCCGCAGUCGCGAAACCCACCUCUCGUUAAAACCAGACACAUAAGCACCUCUAUGACCCAAACGGUUCAGCCUACGAUGAACCUAGAUACGGAAGCUAUCGAGGAGAGACGAAGAAGGCUGGAACCUUCGCACAGGAUGCCAUCGACGAGCAGCAUCGCGGAGGAAAAGGUUCACGGUUUGACUCGAUCUAACACUUUCACCGUUUUAAGCCUUCGAAAGAUCUGAACAAACUCUGGAAUACCUGCACCCACCGAGUUCAAAUUAAUUUCAGCUUUCCUGCUUACAGUAGGAAAAUCCUACUACUUGUUACGCCCGUUAUUGAAGCGCUCUCUGCUGGUCUCUUGAAUAUUCAAAUAGCACGAAUCUCACUUACUGCCUAGAGGCUCGUUAAUGACGAAAUAGAGCCAGCUGAAAAUCAAUAUCUACAAGACCUACAAUAUAUAUAUAUUUCUUCUCUUUCCUCGUUCUUUACAAAUCAAGAAUAUAUCCGAAAUUUCUGCACAGUCGUAAUUCGACAAUCUUUUUGUAUUAACUCGAUGCUGUUUUUUCAGAAAUGACAAGAACUGGGAUACAAGAGUAACCUACCAAGAAGGUAAAUUGCUAACGGACCAUCUGCUAAUUUGAUGAGGGUGUACGUGAUACGU
Megachile rotundata (alfalfa leafcutting bee) is the source of this 4064-nucleotide messenger RNA. Its product is annotated as pleckstrin homology domain-containing family G member 5. Gene Ontology annotation, cellular component: axon; endocytic vesicle; plasma membrane. Gene Ontology annotation, biological process: Rho protein signal transduction; endothelial cell migration. NCBI's taxonomy places the organism in Eukaryota, Metazoa, Arthropoda, Insecta, Hymenoptera, Megachilidae. The record is from RefSeq and is a predicted model, not a curated record. Gene Ontology annotation, molecular function: guanyl-nucleotide exchange factor activity.